AUGGGAACAGACAAUGGAACUGUCGUUUCUGAAUUCAUCCUCUCAGGCUUCUCAGGGCUUGAUCAAAGGCUACAGCUAUUUCUCUGCCUGAUCCUUCUACUCAUGUACCUGACAACGGUGAUGGGGAAUGCAGCCAUCAUUUUCUUGGUGUGUGUGGAUAACCACCUGCAAACCCCCAUGUACUUUUUCAUUGGCAAUCUGGCAUUCCUGGAAAUCUGGUUUACGUCCUCCACAAGCACCAAACUGUUGGUGAUUCUGAGCUCUGGCAGGAGAACAAUCUCAGUAGGUGGCUGCUUUGCCCAGUUCUUCUAUUUUGCCCUGGGUGCUGCAGAGUUUGCUCUCCUUGUUGUCAUGUCCUUUGACCGUUACGUUGCCAUCUGCCAGCCUUUGCGCUAUGCUGCCAUCAUGAAGCAUCAGCUCUGCAUCCACCUGGUUGCUGCUGUUUGGGUCAUGGGCUUCACAUUCUUGAGUUACCGCCUGGUGCUGCUCUCAAAGCUCACUUUCUGUGGUUCAAACAAGAUCGAGCAUUUUUUUUGUGACAACACUCCCUUAUUCCAACUGUCCUGCUCUGACACCAGCCCGCUUUGGAAAAUAGACACAGUUUUCUUAUUGUUUAUUGUGCUGUCUUCCUUGUGUUUAACUCUGGCAUCUUACACAAGCAUCUUUCUCUGUAUUCUACAAAUGCCAGCAGCCUCUGGGAGGAAAAAAGCUUUUGCUACAUGUUCUUCCCAUCUCACCACCUUGGCCAUUGCCUAUGGAAGCUGCAUUGCUCUCUACGCACGUCCCUCAGGACAUGUUUCUUUGGAGACCAACAGAAGUGUAGCUUUGCUGAACACUGUCCUGUACCCAUUCUUAAAUCCAUUCAUCUACAGUCUUAGAAACAAGGCCGUGAUGCUGGCCCUGAAGGAAGCCAUGGCCCGUGCAACAGCACAGCUUUUCUCCUAAUCGUGAUGCAUUUCUGAAGAGCAAUUUAAGUUCUCUGCUGUCAUAUCUUAUGUAAUACCACCUCCAUAUGUAUGUGACCUCCACAAGUAGAUGUCUCCAGAGGUUUAUGUUCCUGCUGGAUUGUGUUAGGCUGUUUGAUAAGAAGUGCAUCUGCACGCAAAAGGAAGGCCCAGGGAAGCAGUGGCAGGACGAGUAAUUCAGUUUAUGCCCUGCCCUGGCUGCUUCCAGGCCCAGCACAGGAGAGCCCCCAGCUCAACAAGAGCCCAACUCCAUGAGCCCAGAAGAGCACAAAGCACAAUGGCAGGGGGAAACCCAAGUCACAGGCUCCUGUGGAACCAAGAUCUUGUCCCAGCUCCUUCUAGGACUGCCUUGGGUGGACCACCACCCCGAUGUCCAGGAAGGAAACCCAU
Cygnus olor (mute swan) is the source of this 1355-nucleotide messenger RNA. Its product is annotated as olfactory receptor 6C3-like. Gene Ontology annotation, molecular function: G protein-coupled receptor activity; olfactory receptor activity. The coding region runs from base 1 to 945 and encodes 314 amino acids. NCBI's taxonomy places the organism in Eukaryota, Metazoa, Chordata, Aves, Anseriformes, Anatidae. Gene Ontology annotation, cellular component: membrane. Gene Ontology annotation, biological process: G protein-coupled receptor signaling pathway. The record is from RefSeq and is a predicted model, not a curated record. The transcript has a single exon.